AUGUCGGCCUCCCCAGAACAUGAGGUCGAAGCCGAACCGGCGGCCACUGGAUCGCCCAACGACAAUGAGAACCAGCCGACGGACGAACAGAACGAAGAAGGCAUGAGUCGACCAGAGGACGUCGGUUAUGAUUUCGAGGUCAAGGAGCAGGACCGAUGGCUGCCCAUAGCAAAUGUCGCGCGAAUCAUGAAGACUGCACUGCCCGAGAAUGCCAAAAUAGCAAAGGAGGCCAAAGAGUGCAUGCAGGAGUGUGUUAGCGAGUUCAUCAGCUUCAUCACGAGCGAGGCUUCCGAGAAGUGCCAGCAGGAGAAGCGCAAGACCGUCAAUGGCGAGGACAUCCUCUUCGCCAUGACUUCUCUCGGCUUUGAGAACUACGGCGAAGCGCUGAAGAUCUACUUGGCAAGGUACCGAGAGAACCUCGUCGCUCGAGGCGACCAGAAGCCCGCCGCUGCCGGUGGCGCUGGCAACUCGGUCACUUCGCCAUCUUACGACAAUGCCAACCACAACGCCCUUGGACUGGAAGCUGAUGGCACCAACGACUUUGCGUACCCGGGGCAAGGUGCUGACAGUUAUUGA
This is a messenger RNA of Fulvia fulva, 576 nucleotides long. Its product is annotated as Nuclear transcription factor Y subunit beta. Gene Ontology annotation, molecular function: DNA-binding transcription activator activity, RNA polymerase II-specific; RNA polymerase II cis-regulatory region sequence-specific DNA binding; protein heterodimerization activity. Lineage: Eukaryota; Fungi; Ascomycota; Dothideomycetes; Mycosphaerellales; Mycosphaerellaceae. Bases 1 to 576 code for a protein of 191 amino acids. Gene Ontology annotation, biological process: regulation of transcription by RNA polymerase II. The record is from RefSeq and is a predicted model, not a curated record. Gene Ontology annotation, cellular component: nucleus; CCAAT-binding factor complex. The transcript has 4 exons.